Messenger RNA from Rhincodon typus (whale shark), 1151 nucleotides. It is a transcript of the gene dusp3a, whose product is annotated as dual specificity phosphatase 3a. The transcript has 3 exons. The record is from RefSeq and is a predicted model, not a curated record. Bases 212 to 766 code for a protein of 184 amino acids. Gene Ontology annotation, molecular function: protein tyrosine/serine/threonine phosphatase activity; MAP kinase phosphatase activity. Gene Ontology annotation, biological process: negative regulation of MAPK cascade; protein dephosphorylation. Lineage: Eukaryota; Metazoa; Chordata; Chondrichthyes; Orectolobiformes; Rhincodontidae. Gene Ontology annotation, cellular component: cytoplasm.
GAUCGUCUCUCAGAUUUUCUUCCCUUUUUUUCCCCCACCCCUUUCCCUUAAAGGUCUUCACUCCGUGUCCACAGGAGAUGCGGGAACUUUAACACCGGCUGCGAGAACAAAGCAACCUUUACAAACACCCGUACACACACACACACACACACACACAGUCUUGAAGCAGCUCCUCUGUCUUUGCUACUGAGUGCAGCCGCAGCUACGGAACAUGUCAGAGCACCGCUUGAUGGUGGAGGAACUCAACGAGCUCUUAGCAAAUGACAGCGGCUUCUACAGCCUCCCAUCCCAGCACUGCAAUGAAGUUUACUCCAGGAUCUAUGUGGGCAACGCAUUUGUUGCACAAAAUCUUAUGAGAUUAGAGCGUUUGGGGAUAACGCAUGUACUAAACAGUGCAGAAGGCAACUCAUUCAUGCAUGUUAACACCAAUGCCGAGUUCUACGCAGGAUCUGGAAUCGUCUACCAUGGAAUUAAGGCCAAUGACACAGAAGCAUUCAAUCUCAGUGCCUAUUUUGAAGAAGCUGCAGAUUUUAUUGACAAAUCAUUAGCACAAAAGGAUGGACGAGUUUUGGUGCAUUGCCGGGAGGGAUAUAGCCGAUCGCCUACUCUAGUUAUCGCUUACCUCAUGCUCCGACACAAGAUGGACGUCAAGACAGCCCUUUUAACCGUGCGCCAGAAAAGAGAGAUUGGCCCGAAUGAUGGAUUUCUGCGACAACUCUGUCAAUUAAAUGAGAAACUGGUUAAGGAGGGUAAAAUUAAAUCUUAAAAAAACCAUUUUGCAAGUAGCCAGCGCCUGCUGUGAAUUUAUAGAGGUUUUAUUGUACCAAAUGUUGUCUGUUGAUUUUAGGGCUAGGACAAAGUUUCAAUAUUUCAAUUCUUACUUCGGGGGAUUGGCUUUCUUUGAAGGAAUAUUUUUCAUGUGUUUAUAUAAAGUCAUGGUUUCAGCAUCUCAAAGUUUUAUUUUAAACUCAUCUCACUAUUACCAAUUUUAUUGAACCUUUAAAAUCUGAUGGAUGCACAUUGUGAGGUAGAACUUUACCAUCACUCUGGUAUUGUUCCUACAUCCGAACCUGGAGGCCUGGGUUCAAGUCCCACCUACUCCAGAGUUGUGUAAUAACAUCCCUGAACAGGUUGAUGAAGGAUAUUCUUAG